CUGGUUUUUGUUUUUGCUCUAAGUGAAUAUUGUGCAUGUCAGCAACUGGACGUUGCCAAUCCAGCAUAUAAUAAUAAUAAUAAUAAUAAUAAUAAUAAUCAGUUGCCCAAAAUAUAAUUUUCUCUGAAAAGCAAAUUAAUGGUCAAGAGUGUUUUGAGUGGGGCAGUUUUGGGAUGAUCGAACCAAUCCCAGAGUUCCGAACCGGAGAGAAGGUGCGAAGAUCCGGCUCUUCUUCCCCGGACAGAGAGAGAUCUGAUGGAUCUCCGAAACUUCAGCGACUGCUCUGCGCUUCCUUCAACCAGGACACAACGUCUUUGACUGUUGGUGGUAAGAAUGGCUACAGGCUUUUCUCUCUGUCCUCUGUUGACAGAAUGGAUUGCAUUCAUCAAGGAGUUGAAAGCCCUGACGUGUACAUAGCAGAGCGGCUCUUCUCCAGCAGUCUGAUGGUGGUUGUGAGCAGAUCGACACCCUUUAGAAUGAACAUCUACCAUUUUAAGAAAGGCACGGAGAUCUGUAACUACAGCUACUCCAACAACAUCCUCGCUGUCAAACUCAACCGACAGAGGCUUGUAGUUUGUCUGGAGGAGGCCCUGUACAUCCAUAACAUCAAGGACAUGAAACUUCUCAAAUCUCUUCUCAACACACCACCAAACCCCAAAGGUCUCUGUGCACUUUCUGUCAAUCAUUCCAACUCAUAUCUGGCAUAUCCUGGGAGCUUCACCGCUGGAGAAAUUACUUUGUAUGAUGCUAUGAAUCUGAAUACGGUGACCGUGAUCUCGGCUCACGCCAGUCAUGUGGCUGCCGUCGCAUUUAAUGCUUCAGGAACCAGUCUGGCCAGCGCUUCAGAAAAAGGCACUGUUAUAAGAGUUUUCAGCGUACCUGAUGGAGUCAAACUGUUUGAAUUCCGCAGAGGGAUGAAGAGGUAUGUUAGCAUCAGUUCCCUGUCGUUCAGUGCCGACGCACAGUUUCUCUGUGCCUCCAGUAACACAGAAACCAUUCACAUCUUUAAACUGGAGCACCACAGUCCCAGUAAGGAGUCUCCAUCCUGGUCUGCAUAUAUGGGGAAGAUGUUUUCAGCGGCCAGCACCUACCUUCCCUCUCAGGUGUCAGAUAUGAUGCAUCAGGACAGAGCGUUUGCCACUGUUCGCCUCAGUGUGGCCGGUUGGAGGAACAUAGCGGCUCUUUCCACGAUCCAGAAGGUUCCACGUCUUCUGGUGGCCUCAUUAGAUGGUCAUCUUUACAUCUACAAUGUAGAUCCUCAGGAAGGAGGAGACUGUCAUUUAGUGGAGAAGCACAGACUGUUUGACAGCGAUGAUGAAACAGAACUGGAGGCCGGCAAUCCAUCUUACGCAGAAACUGUUGCCACAAGCACAAAUCCAGACUCUCCAUCUUCUAGUUCCCUCACAGGUUACUCUGAGGAUGUUGGUGAGAAGAGAGGAGAGCUGAUCCCCGAACAUGAGUUUGCGGAUGGACCCGUCCGUCUGGACGAUGAACAGGAGUUUCCUCCGGUUAGCUUUCAGAACAGCUGAAGACUCAAACAUCUUUCAUUUCAGUCAGGCUUCACUGCCGUCGGAUGGCGAUCGCUGUAUGUACAGCAGUUUGGGUGUAAACAUCAUAGUUGAUCGAAUCAUGUUGAAUUAAAAAACAUCUGUAUGUAGAUUCAGGUUUACCAGCUCAGGCGAACCUUACAAAUACAUUCACAUUAUGAAGUGUUUUUGAAAUAGAGAGCUCAUACAUGUGUGUUUAAUGCAUUUGUCAAUUCUAACUUUUACUGUGAACUUAUAUUUCACCACAGAUGUCUAACACACUAUAUUAUUAUGAAGAACAAUGAAACUGAUUUUUCUGAAUGACAGAAGGCAUGGGAGUGCAGGAUCAGAUUUCUUGUGUAAACAAGCAGCUUACAUAGGCAGAAGUACAGUAUGACACAAUAGAAGUUGUAUCAAAUCUUCAUGUUGACCAGAUUGCAUAUGUUUGUUUUUAGGAUUUAGAGUUUAAAGCAUAUCUAGCAAAGCUAGAAAAAAAGCAUUUCAAAUAGUUUCACUUUUCAGUAAAUAAAUGACAUGCAUUAUUGUGUCUUUUACAGCAUCCAGUCUGUUUAGUCAAUAUCACAGUGUUGUUGAUUUGAAUGUGGGACCUAAUAAAAUAAAGCUGCCAAAAUGAAA
Molecule: messenger RNA, 2162 nt
Organism: Labeo rohita (rohu)
Lineage: Eukaryota; Metazoa; Chordata; Actinopteri; Cypriniformes; Cyprinidae
Product: WD repeat domain phosphoinositide-interacting protein 1
Exons: 12
Coding region: 174-1529 (451 amino acids)
Biological process (GO): nucleophagy; autophagy of mitochondrion; protein lipidation
Cellular component (GO): extrinsic component of membrane; cytosol; phagophore assembly site membrane
Molecular function (GO): phosphatidylinositol-3,5-bisphosphate binding; protein binding; phosphatidylinositol-3-phosphate binding
Source: RefSeq, a predicted model, not a curated record